Messenger RNA from Nothobranchius furzeri (turquoise killifish), 2344 nucleotides. RefSeq lists its product as uncharacterized. NCBI's taxonomy places the organism in Eukaryota, Metazoa, Chordata, Actinopteri, Cyprinodontiformes, Nothobranchiidae. The record is from RefSeq and is a predicted model, not a curated record.
GUGUGUGUGUGUGUGUGUGUGUGUGUGUGUGUGUGUGUGUGUGUGUGUGAACUCCUCCUCUCCCAGAGAUCAUUCUGUUUUCCGGUUGGACUUUCCCCGUUAACGGGCCCGUUAUUCUGACUCUUCACACACCAGCCAGAACAAAGCUCAAAACACAAAGAACACUGACAGCAAAGUGAUCGGCGGCAACAAAACAUGGAAGCAACUACUUAACCUCAGUGGGUGGUUCUCAUCUCCAACAGCGUGGUGCUGCAGGGUGGAGCAGGGCAGACUGGAGGGAGCCAGGUGCUGCAAAUCAGCUCCUCGGUUUGGUGUCCAUCAUGGCUUCUGGAGAUGCAGCACCACUUUCCGGACUCCGAUUACUUCGUCUGAUCACUUGGUUUGACCCUGAAAGUGCUGCGACGGCGACCAUCUUGCUGGGGCUGUUCCAAGUGCUGCUGUCCAUCCCAAUGUAUCACUCUGACCCAAUUCUACCAAAUCUCUUCAUUCUCUCCUUCAUCCUAGGAGCUGUGAUUGUUGCCGGAGGAUCGUUUACCUUUGCCAAUGAGAGGAACCCCAGCAGACUAACACUCUACGGUUGUGCCUGCAGUAAUGCACUGGGCCUGCUAGGAUCACUUGUUGCCCUCUGCGUUUAUUGCUAUACCCUUGGAACAACACACCCAACAGGCCACUGUGAGCCCGGGGAUGAGAACAACUACUCAUGUCCCCUGGAGGACCUGGCGGCCCUCUCCUGGAGUAUGACACUUCUUCUGUUGCUCUACAACUUCGGGGCUGUGAUCAUGCAUGGCCUUCUGUCAGUCUCUGUCUUCAAAACACUGAAAACUAAUUAGAAUUUUAGACAACACCACAGCAUGGAGACUGCACUGAUUAAAGUACUAAAUGAUAUCUUUAUUAAUACAUCUGUUUUAGUGAUGCACAAUCUCAGUGCAGCUUUUGAUACUGUGGACCACAACAUCCUUUUUGAUAGACUAAUGAACUGGGUGGGACCUUCAGGCACCGUCCAUAGUUGGUUCCAAUCAUACCUCACAGACAGGAGUAAUGUUGUUUCCAUAGGUGAUCACAAAUCAAACAAAUCGUUCUGACGUGUGGUGGCCUUAAAGGCUCGAUACUUGGACCACUGCUUUUUAAUCUCUACAUGCUCCCACUGGGCCAGCUCACCUGCCCUCUCAGGCUCAAAAUAUGUUUUGAUAAAAGGACGAACAACUAAGUCCUUCAGGGGCACUUCUGAGUUAAAAAAUGCUCAUGAAAUACGUAUGUGGAGUAACCAGGUAGGUAGGUUUAACGUUGCUAAUCUGCAACGCCUGCUUCCAGAGGGAUAUAAAUCACUCAAUGGCAUGGGACCAGAAUACAUGUCGGAUCUCCUUUAGGUAUCUAUGCCCAGCAGGGCUCUGAGAUCAUUAGGAAACAGUCAGCUGGUAGAAACCUAGAAUACGGCUGGACCUGUUACAGAGGCCUAAAAGCCUGGGUGGCUUUGCCCCUCCCAACUUUUGCCAUUAAUAUUGGGCCUCAAAUAUUCAGAAAAUCAUAUACUGGCUCCAUACUCCUGACGCGGACUCGUUACAGAUUGAUGCAGCGUCCUGCGUCUCUACCUCUCUUAAAGCACUGGUCACCUCCAGCCUUCCAAUCUCUCCACUGCAGCACACUGACAGCCCUACAGUUAGAAACAGCCUCAAAAUAUGGGCUCAAUUAAGACCUUUGGAUUUAAAAACCUUCUCCAUCUAAGUCCUAUACAUGAUAACCACCUUUCCCCCGGUUAGAUUAGAUUCAGAAUUUAUUCUUUGGCUGAGGCAUGGCAUCCACAAUUUUGUUUACCUGUAUAUAGAUUAUAUUUCUGCAAGUUUUCAAGACGUAUCAUACAAGUUUGGUCUCUCUCGCUCUAGCUUAUUUAGAUACUUUCAAGUUCACCACUUCCUUCAAUAUUAUCACCCCAACUUUCCAAUUAUAGCACCAACUUCUGGUGCAGAUGCUCUGCUAAAAUCAACAUUUAAGUCUAAAGGCCUUAUCGAGAAUUAGCCUCCUUUAGAAGUACAACAGCAGCAAAGAUUAGAGCAGACUGAGAGGAUGAGCUGGGAAUGGUCUUGGAGGAGUGCUCUCUCUCUCAAGAGUCAACGACAGCACCUCAUGCGCAAAACUAAACAUCAUACAAUUCAAGAUCCUACAGUGCACCUUCUGCACUGUAACUGCUCACCUAUGCCUUUUAUGGGUUUAUAAAAUCUGAAAUUAAUAUCUAAAUGUCUUUGUUUAAUUUACUGUGUUUGCUGUUCUUGCUUCAGUAAAGCAAUUUGAAUUGCCUUUGUGUUUGAAAUGUUCUCUACAAAUAAAGCUGCCUUGCCUUGAAUAUUUA